GACUGUAGCGUCUAUUUCCUUAUCAGUGGCUGCCUGCAAGUCUCUCAGAAAGACAUGGAUUCUAGCGACGAGGUAUAUAUAGUAUGUUAAGAUAACACGGUUUUCAUCGACCAAUCUCACAACUUGUCAACAGGCUUGCAGCAAGCUUGUAAGUUGUAACAAUAGUUGUCAUUUCAUCAAGUUGCUACAAUGUUGUCACUCACAACUUGUUAACAAAUUAUUGAAUUCAAGGACGAUAACAUGUUGGAACAACUUGUGACAAAUGUUUUGAGUCGACAACAUUAUACACGCGUAAAAAUUGAGAAAAUCAACGACUUGUUCCAGGUGGAUAUCAACAGGCGUGAACAAGGUUGUGCGGCCCACUAUGAACAGUAUUGUCAACAUGUUGUUACAGCAUUGUUCAACUGUAACAACUUGGUUGACAACUGUUACAGCAUUGUUCAACUGUAACAACAUGGUUGACAACUUGUUCAUAGUUGGCCGCGCAACAUUGUUCACGCCUGUCGAUAUCAACUUGGAACAACCUGUGCGCGUUUUUAGCCGUGUGGCAAGUUGUCAACAAACUGUUGACAAAGUUGUCAACAAGAUGGGUACAAGCGUUGCUAACACAUCCUAAAACGAGUUGUUGCAACAGUUUUACGUGUGUUUACAAGUUAAAAUUUUCUUUGAUGUGGAGAAAGCGUACUACAAUAAAUUGCAGUGCUUGUCAACUUUCGUUGAGAUUUAACGUUGUCUUCUGUAAAUAAGCGUUUGUUUAUUGUGCUUCGCUUCCAAACAUCAUACAACAAUUGCCUUAAAGAGGGAAGCCUCGCAGUGCCUCGGAAAGUCGUCUCCAAUUGGAUGGGGGGUUUUCUAAAGAACGAAGCAAUUCAUUGUUCUGAACACAAAGCAAUUGUCAAGUCGGGCCAAUGAAAAUCACUCUUCCGAGCUACUGCGAGGCUACCCCUUAAAGAACCUGGGACACCAUAACAGGUUAACGCCAAUUACAGUGGGCAUGACAAGCCAUGUGAACUGUUUUCAAGCAACUAUAUAACCUUUAGAAACUGAUGAAAUAUAUCCCAUUUAGAACGUGUUGUACGUCACUCAUCCUGGGGAAUUCGUGGGCAGUCUCUCCGUCAUAACUGGCGAACCAUCACUGUUUACAAUCAAGGCUGUCAAGUUUUGUCAACUUGGUGUCUUGAGCAAAAGUGAUAUCUACGGGUACGAUUGUGUAAUUUAUGACUGCAGACAACUGUCUAUUGUUUUUUCUCAAAGAUUGAUGCAUGGAAGAGUUUCUUCUGUACUCAUUUGAUGUGAUGAAAUCACUCUGAGUGUUCCAUCCCUAUAUAACUCAAGAGACCCAUCCCUAUAUAACUCAAAGCUUGUAGCCAGAAGGGUGUAUUGGGACGCCCUACAACGAAAAAUGGCCCAAAUUCCGGGGAGGAAAGUGUAAUGAUUCUCAAUGAUUUCCCUAAAUAUAUUAACAUAUCUCAAACGAAAUAGCUUCAGUUUUCAAUAUUAUUAUACAUUUGACGUUUUGAUUACUUUGAUGAUAAAAAUGUCGUAGUUACGUAAAGAAGCAUAGCAGCACAAAGCUCACAAAGCCGGGGAUGUUUGAAAAAUUUCGACCCCCCCCCUCCCCGACGUAGAUGGGUCAUUGUACCAAAAUUGGACGCCCUUUUUCAGGCUAAAAGGCCUGCCUAACCCUAAUGCAAUCUUUUCCGACGAAUUUUUGGUGUGAUGUCACUACAUCAUUAAUUUGCGUGGAGAAUAGUUUUCCCCUUUGAUACACGCGCAUUCUCACACUUUCGUGUUCAUUUUAGUAUUCUUCUACAAAGACCACGUGUUAUUCUGAAUCUCAGCAGUACGCUGACGUCACGAUUGACACCGCUGGUCAGAAAUAUUGACUACGCUCUUGACUGGGUUUACAUGGAAGCUGGACGAGCCAUAUACAGGUAUGCUGUUGUGAAGAUAGCUGUGUUUAUAGCUAUAUUAACUAUCAGUUCUAAACUGUUCUCCAUGGAGGUCCAGUAUAAGGAUCUUCUCUUAGAAGUCAUCUCUUACUGGUAGGAGUCAUCUCUUACUGAUCCAGUGUUACUAGAAAAACUUAAACUGAACAAACUUUAUUUAUAGCUCUAUCAGUUCUAAACUGUUUUUCCUAGAGGUCCGGUAGGAGUCAUCUCUUAUUGAUCCAGUCUUACUACCGGAGGAAACCUAAACUAAACUAACUUCAUUUAUACUGGAUAGCUCUAUCAGUUCUAAACUGUUUUUCGUAGAGGUCCGGCAGGAGUCAUCUCUUAUUGAUCCAGUCUUACUACCGGAGGAAACUAAACUAACUUUAUUUAUACUGGAUAGCUCUAUCAGUUCUAAACUGCAGUUCUCCCUAGAAUUCCAGUAAGGAUCAUCUAUUAUUGAUCCAGUGUUACUACCGGAGGAAACCUAAACUAAACUAACUUCAUUUAUACUGGAUAGCUCUACCAGUUCUAAACUGUUCUCCCUAGAGGUCCUGUAAGGAUCAUCUCUUAUUGAUCCAGUGUUACUACAGGAAGAAACAUGAACUAAAUUAUUUAUACUGGAUAGACACAUGCAUUAACCAUGCAUUGUAAACCAAAACCUUACACAGGCCCAAGAACAGGAUUCUGUGACAUCUUAGGGAAUAUAAAGCUAUAGUUAUUUUGAGUCUUUGCAUGCAUGAGAGCACUCACUCAUAUAUAGGUGUUUUCCCCCCAGACAAGGCGACCAGUCAGAUUGUCUAUAUAUUGUUCUCAAUGGUCGUCUGAGAUCUGUUGUCACUCAAAAUAAGAAAAAAGAACUGGUCGGUGAACAUGGUCGAGGGGAAUUAGUUGGCGUGGUAAGUAUGUACGUAUACUGUAUGUACCAUAGGCGAAAUUUCCUGGAAAUCAUAUCCGAGGGCGCGCAUGGGAAAGUCAGCUUCCCUUAAAUAUAGGUUAUAUAGGCAUGCAUCCUUAAAAAAUCAACACGAAACAGUUCUCACCAGUUGAAAUUUUUAUAAUAUAUGGAAAUUGAUGCGUAUUCUAAAACAUGUAAUAUAAGGCUCUUUUCAUCGCAAAAACCAGCUCGCAAGCUUGUUGCUAGUACUUUCAUCCAAGCGCAAUGCUCGACUAUUUGAUAGCUAUAAACGCAUUCGCAGUGAGUUGGUAUUUGCGAUUAGUAGGAAAGAUAUAAGAUGACCGUACGAACAUUGGUAUUUUUUAGGUAGAAGCGUUGACGCAAAAUCCACGAAUGGCUACCGUUCAUGCUGUGCGGUAAGAUUCAUAUGGUAUCACGGUCCGGCUUAGGGCGUGUUUCACUAUAGGCUUUGCUAGACAACAUGCAUUUGGACUUCUAUGGAUAAAUAUUAGCCAAUUAGCGAAUAAAGAAUUCCACCAUAGGUUUUGCUAGACAGAAACAUCGCUAAACAAAACCCCACGACCCCAUCCGAUUGAGAGAAUGGAACAUGACUUAAAAAGCUUUAUAUUACAGUAAUAUCUUACGAAUCCUUGCGACAUACAAUAGAGGUAUAGAAGACGUACGGCUUUAUUGAGAUUUUAUUUUUAUUUUUUUUAUACAGUGAUACGGAAGUGGCCAUUCUUCCUGACGGAUUACUGAACGUUAUAAAGCAUAAAUACCCUCAGGUGUGUACGAAAUACCGAAAUUAGCAAAAAAUACAGACUUUGAUAAAAAUUACUUUGGUUCAUUUUGAAGAUAUAAAAUAAAUUAGUUAAUAAUUCUAUUAAUAUAUUAACAUUUAAUUCUUCUCUUUAAAUUGUUGUGAAAAUGUUUUGAAACCUGUGUCACUGUGUUUUAGGUCGUCAGCCGACUUAUUCAUUUAUUGGGGGAGAGCAUUCUUAGUCCCAUGAAAGCUAUGCAGUUAGGUUGGUUGCUUUAUAUAAACUUAAUAUCGAAAUUUUACUGCCUUUAUUUAUUCUGGAUAGCCCUACCAUUUCUAACCUGUUUCCCAUGGAGGUUUUAAUUAAAGGCAUCUGUUAUUGCUUUGUCAAUGUUAUUAUGAGAGGAAACCUAAACUAAACCAUUUUAUAUUGGACAUACCCUGCCACCAACCACUUGAGUUCUAUCAAUUCUAUAUGAGAAUGCCGUAAGAAAACCUUUCAAAAAGGAAACCUCUCAAAUUAGAAUGCCGUAAGAAAACCUUUAAUACUUGGUUGAGUCAAACCAUAGCCUAUCGAAGAGAAGAUGGCUGUGAAACUCAUUAGAAUAACAAUAUAACUCAUUAUCUAUGUUAGUCAAUGUUUAUUCAUAAAUCUUUCACCGUCAUGUGUGUAUUGUAUUUUUGCCAAAUCCACCAAUAGCAAUUUCCAAUUUAUCCUAUUGUUCGAGUCACGGAUAGAUAGCAUUGCUAUUGGUUAGUUGGGCAAAAAAUACAAUACGCACAUGACGGUGAAGGACCAGAUUUAUGAAUAAACAUUGACUAACAUAGAUAAUGAGUUAUAUUGUUAUUCUAAUGAGUUUCACAGCCAUCUUCCCUUCGAUAGGCUAUCAUGGUCAAACUAGAAGCACUUUUUGUCCUGAGUGCCAGAAUUUUAAUCGCUUCUUCCUUGUUCUAGAGCAUUCAGGAGAAGCGAGUGAAGUGGGAACGAAUUUGGGAACGAUAGCUAUUGUCCAGGCUUCUGACGAAGUGCCGUUAAGCAACUUCGCGUUCGAGUUAAGUUUGGCGCUAAACAGUAUAGGUAUGUUUAUUGUUAUUGAUAAUUGUGAAAUACAUUUAUAAUUCACGAGGAAAAACAAAAGAAAUCGCUGGCGUGUCGGUGCAUGGUUUUAUAUGUGAUAAAAAAUCAUGUUCAUUUACAUAAACUUUAGCUUUGGUUAUCUCGGCUUAGACAACGCUGAUUUUUAAAUUACUUCGCCAAUGAACUCAUAAGAUGGGUCGUUUUUUAAGCCAUUUAAAACACUCGCAGUGCGUGCUUUAUGUAAAUGAACAUGAUUCUUUAUCACAUAUAAAACCACCGACACGCUAAUCAUUUCCUUAUGAAUUAUUAGUUAGUUUUUUUUUAAGGUGAUUCAUCAGUAAUUGUUCUGGAAAUCCCCCACCCCCAUAUGGCGCCAUCUUGACUCUUUUACGAGUUACAGGAACAAUCGCAAUUGCUCAACCGUUAUUGAAUUUUUUAACAAGGAUCCUACCAAAAAAUUCUAUUUAGUUAUACAAGAAAACAUGAUAUUUUAGCGAAUCAAAAAAAAAAUAUGUCUUCCCAUCUUAGACAUAUUAUUUUGGAAAGCAUACAUUCCUGCUCGUGUUUUAAAUAGUACUUAAAAAGCUGUAUUAUUGUUUCCUCCAAACUAUUAAAAUCUGCUGCUACAAUUUAAGAGUACUUUGUGAUGUGUUUUUUCAGGACCCACUUUGCUUCUCACAAGCUUUCUUGUUCAAAGUAAACUAGGGACAUCUGCAUUAGACAGGUAAGACGGUAUAUAUAUGGCUUCAGCUUCGCUAGAUAAAUCUUACGUUAAAUUUCACGUUUACAAAUAUUACACACAACUAAACUAUCGCGACUUUUUUGCCGAGACGGUAACUCUGUGAUACCACUGAUACGCCUACAUUAUUUGUGCGCGCAACUUUUUUUUCUAAUGCUUUUACAAUAGUCAGGAAACGUAUCAAUAAUCAACAUUGACCGCACCUCUUAAUUUUCGGGAAUCCUUGUUCUAAAAUAAGUGAUUUGAAAUUUCGGAUCGCAGAGCAUGAUGCACAAGCAAUUUACUUAGUCAAAGUGAAAGUACAUGUCCUAACCAAUGUCUUACUAUUCUACAGGGUGUAUAAAAAAAACUGAACAGAUUUAAAAUUGCUCUCAAUUUCGCAAAACAGCUAUUUGUAUCCGUUUUUUUAUACAUAUAGCCUCUUUGGGUGCUUAUAAUGUAGAAUUAUGAGAAAAAUUUCUCGAACUCAAAUUUUGUGAACCAGGGGGGUGUGUCUUUUUCAACAAAUUAAAAAUGGCUCGCGCACAAAAUUUAAAAGCUGCAAUCAUAUUUUGAAUUAACAGAUGGAAAAUUUGUCGGGUUUUUAAUUACUGUACAAAAUUUCAGACAAUUUGGUUUAGUUUAAGCCCCUUAACUAUUCACGCAAAGUUACAUUUUUCUUAAAAAUCAGCUAUUUGCAUGCUUAAUUAAUGCAUUUGCCUAAUUUGCAUAUGUCAGCAAUAUGCAAAUUAGGUAAAGGCUUUAAUUAAGCAUGCGAAAGGCUGACUUUUUAGAACAAAAUGAAUAGUUAAAGGACUUAAACUAAACCAAAUUGUCUGAAAUUUUGUACAGUAAUUAAAAACCCGACAAAUUUUCCAUCUAUUAACUCAAAAUAUGAUUACAGCUUUUAAAUUUUGUGCGCGAGCCAUUUUUAGUUUGUUGGAGAAGACACACCCCCCUGGUUCACAAAAUUUGAGUUCGACAACACAACACGCAUACGUUGUCGUAGUUUGUGUGCUUGAUUUACACAGUACGACUCAAGUUGUUUGCAGUUUGCAUGCGACAGUUUUAGGCAAAAGUUGUGUAGUGUAAAUCGGUCUUCUUACAAUAAUUGUUUAUAAUGUUCUUUUAAAGUAUGCACGAAUAUCGUCUGUCGAGUUGGCUGGGUCAACAAGAGGAUCUUCAUCGCUUGGUUGUCUAUCAAGCAGAUCACUACAUGUCGGCGUGGACCAAGAGAUGUAUACGGCAGGUGAGGGUGGUGGGUGAUGAGUGAGGGUGAGGGAGGGGUCUGAACAAGCAGAUCAUUACAUACAUAUCAGCGUGGACCAAGAGAUGUAUACGGCAGGUGGGUGGGUAAGGGUGAUGGGUGGGGGAGGGGGUCUGUAUCAAGCAGAUCACUAUAUAUGUCAGCGUGGACGAAGAGAUGUAUACGGCAGGUGAGAGUGGUGAGUGGGGGAGGGUGUCUAUCAAGCAGGCCACUAUAUGUUUGCGUGUACCAAGAGAUGAUUGGAGUGAGGUUAAAUAUUCAGGGUCAAGGGGACUGUAACAAGCAGAUCGCUGCGUGAACAAGGAGAUGUAUAAGACAGAUGCAUUGUGGUAUAUUUUGCUAUCCUUGAACGUCAAUUAUCAAAAGCUAGGUUGACCGAACAAUUUUCAUAUUUUUAGGCUGAUCUUAUUUUAAUUGUUGCUUUGGGUGACAAAGAACCUCAUGUUGGACAGGUAGAUAUUAAGUGUAUAUUUUAUUUUUAUAAGUUAUCGUUAAAUAUAUAUGAAUGCAGUGUAUAUAUAUAUAGGAAACCUUUAAAUGUGCCAUUUAUCGCUUAUUAUUAUUAUUAUUAUUAUUAUUAUUAUUUUGUGAAAGGAGGAGUGGUAACACUAUAGGUUUCUUCCUGUCUGGUAAAAUGAAACACUCUUUUGUUUUGCAGCUUGAGAUGCAGAUGGAAAAUAUGCAAGUGCGUGCGCAGAAAGAGUUGGUUUUGCUUCAUCGUGCAUUACAUAAGAACAGAAUAACCAGAACUGUAGAGUGGUUGAAUGCCAGAGGCUGGAUCUCUGCACAUCAUCAUGUAAGGGUUUGUUUGUAUUAUUUGUCUGGGGUUUCUGUGUGAACUGUAUCUGUUUGCUUAUCUGCCAGUGUCUGUUUGUUUAUUCGUUUGUUAGUUUGUUUGUGUCUUGUGUUUGUUUAUUUGUUUGUUUUAUUUUGUUUGUUAUUUUGUUUGUUCGUCUUCUUACCCCAAUGACUGCAGAGUGAUUGAAUCCACAUCUCUGUUUUUCACUAUGCAAAGUCAAAUGUUUGCUUGUAUGUCUCUCUGUCAUUACCACUGAUGUCAUUACUUGUUGUUAUUCAGCCUGUAUUAAAGUAUCAGUUGUACGCCAGCUUGCAAUUUAUGCUUCUUUGUAACAUUCGCUUACGUUUUCGUCACUAGAUUCGCUGUCCAAAAAAGGUUUUGAGCAGAAAGUCGUUGGUAGAAAAGGUAGAUAUACUCCAUUAUUCAAAGAAGUCCAUGCUUUGUUAAAGCACACUACCAAUUAUUAACUACAAACUAUAGUAAAAAAGUCGCAGUAAAAAGAUUUUAUACAACUAACCCACAAUGGGCAAAGUUGUAACCAAACUAUUUUUUGUUUUUAUUUAGUAUCUUCAUAAUCCUGAUAAUUACGAAAUUCCAGCUCGGUAAGCAUCAGUCGAAUCCUGCCUAUACUCCCAGAACAGGGGUGUUGAAUUUUGGAAAAAUUUUAGUCGCUUAAAGGAUUAGUGUCAGGGUCAGGCAUUGCGGGUUUUUGUUAUUGUUUACAUUUUACUCAAAUACAACAAAUAGCUAUAAAAAUACCUUGUUUGGCACAUUUCUGAUAAAAAUCAGACAAAAAGAGCAAGGAUUAUGAAAGGAUGGUUUAAAUAUAUAUGACGGAUUGUAAAAACUUUCCAGAUCAUCUAAUCUGUUCGUCCCGAAAAAUGGCCGCCAGCAGGAGUUUGAGCCCGCGAAUUCCUGGUGUGACACUAAUCCUUUAAGUGGCUAUACCAGUGGAUACAAUCUCAUUACCAAAUUUAAUAUCAGGUCUCCAUAAAUCAAUGCGUUACGAAGUAUGUUCAUUGUAUUUAGAUAAAAUGAGAAAACAGUAAUAAUGCUGAGUUGGGCCUGGGGCCAGUUGUAUCAUUCAAGCCCGUUUUAAAUUAACUUAAAUUAACGGUGGAUAAGUCAAAAUUAAACAUCACUCUUAUAUCUCUCGUGAAUCAGUCAACUUAAAUAUUGUGCACUAAAUAUGUAGUUGUAAACAUUAUCGUUCUAUUAAGGUUCAAAACUUUUAGUUUGGUUGUUGAAUGAAUGAAUGAAUGGAUAGACUUGCUUUCUAUUUUGAGCAUAACCACCGUUUAAGCUAAAUGGGCUUGAUUCAACCGACCCCUGUACUCUUUUAAUUUCUAUGCUAACAUCAAUUUUUUUAUGGACUCAAUGAUAAUGGUCUAUUUCAUUUAUUUUCAAGUCAUUCAGAUUUCGCAAGGCUUGCUCGGCGUUUAACUGGGACUUCGGUAGGACUUGUUCUCGGAGGGGGCGGUGCAAGGUAGGAGGACAUUAUUACUUACAAAA
Paramuricea clavata is the source of this 8963-nucleotide messenger RNA. NCBI's taxonomy places the organism in Eukaryota, Metazoa, Cnidaria, Anthozoa, Malacalcyonacea, Plexauridae. The record is from the annotation of a GenBank genome assembly.